GGCCGGUCUCUCCGGUCCCCGGAGCCGCAGGGCAGCAGCCGGGCUGGGCCCGCCGGCCGGAGCCUCCUGCAGCGCGGGGAGGCGCCCGCCGGGCAUGGCCGGGAGACCCGGACCCGCCCCGCCUGCCCAGACUCCAAGUCCAGAAGGGACCCCUGUGAUCAUCCAGUCUGGCUGAAGUACACAGGGAUGGAUAACCCCCCUGAGAGAUACUUGCUAUGGGUUAUCGCUGUGAAUCAUUCACAAAGCUAGGGCUGACAUGGGACUUGGACCCUGUGCUAGCCUUCUGCCCAGGGGUGCCAGUGAUAUUUGAUGACGUUGCUGUCUAUUUCUCCCGGGAGGAGUGGGACAUGUUUGCGGAGUGGCAGAAGGAGCUGUACCGGGAGGUGAUGACGGAGAACUAUGAAAUGCUGCUUUCUUUGGGCUACCCAAGCCCCAAGCCUGACCUCUUAUAUCGGCUGGAGCGUGGGGAAGAGCCGUGGGUCCACACACCGCAGGGCCCCGUGGCGUGGGAGAGCCCCUCUCCGGCAGAGGAGGAGGAGCUGUGCUGUGAGCCGUGGGUCAGCCCCCAGCAGGACUCCAUGGUGUGGGAGCCUCCGGAGAGCCCUUGCCGAGGCGGCGAUGUCCUGAGUGGGUCCGGGGAGCAGCAGGGCCGGUUAUGGGCCAGCAUCCUCCAGUGCGCCGUGGCGUGGGAGAGACCCGAGAGCAUCGGCCGAGCAGAUGGCAGGGUCAGCAGCGGUUCUGAGGAGCAGCAUCCAGAUGAAGGGGCUGAGACUCUGCAGCCCUACAGGGUGUUACUCCGGCGAUCAGAAGAGGGAGCUGUCCUGAGCCCUGAGCUGCAAGGAGCCUCCCGGAGCUCAUGUGGGGCUCAGAGAGCGGAGAGUGAGCUGGGGGCCACGUGGGGGUGUGACCGGUGCUCUAGGAACUCCCUAAAUAUGCAGUCAGGGCCUGAGACUGGAGAGGGGCCGAGCCCGUGCCCGGAGUGUGCUCCGAGAGCCAAUGGGACGGCCCCUCCCGAUGUACAGGAUAGCAGUGUUCCCAAGAAGGAGAAACCCCACAAGUGCCCGGAGUGCGGGAAAGGCUUCCGGAGGAAGUGGGAUCUCACCAAGCACCAGAGAACCCACUCGGGGGAGCGUCCCUACCCCUGCACGGACUGCAGCAAGAGCUUCAGCCACGUCUCCAACCUCAUCAAGCACCAGCGCAUCCACACGGGGGAGCGGCCCUUCGCCUGCAACAUCUGCGGGCGCAGCUUCACCCUGAAGCAGGUGCUCGUCCGGCACCAGCGCAUCCACACGGGCGAGCGGCCCUUCGCCUGCACCAACUGCGACAAGAGCUUCAAGGACAAGCAGAAGCUGACCAUCCACCAGCGCAUCCACACCGGCGAGCGGCCCUACGUCUGCGCCGACUGCGGCAAGAGCUUCGGGCAGAGCCAGCGGCUCAAGACGCACCGGCGCAUCCACACGGGGGAGAAGCCCUACCUUUGCAGCGACUGUGGCCGGGCCUUCAGCCAGGUCUCCAAUCUGUACACGCACUGGCGCACGCACACGGGCGAGCGCCCCUACCCCUGCUCCUACUGCGGCAAGAGCUUCAGCCUGAAGCACGACCUGACCAAGCACCAGCGGGUGCACACGGGCGAGCGCCCCUACCCCUGCGCGGACUGCGACAAGAGCUUCAGCCAGAAGCAGGACCUCACCAAGCACCAGCGGGUACACACGGGCGAGCGCCCCUACCCCUGCGCCCAGUGCGGCAAGAGCUUCAGCAACGUGUCCAACCUCCUUGCCCACCAAAGGACCCACCUGGGGCAGCGCCUCCCAGCGGCCGGCCCGGCCCGGCCCGGCAAGGAAUGAACCAUGGGGGUGCUGCUGCGAGCCGGUCAGGAAAUUGGAGUACCACGUCACUUGGGCUGUGAGCCGCGUUCCGCUCCCCUUCCCGCCAGUGCAAGUCAGGAGCCCCUCCAUUCGCUUCUCAGCGGAUGUGCUAACUGAGGAAGCUGAGCGGAGGGGGAGCAGGGAAAGGGACUAGCAGGGGGUGCUAGAUCAAGCCACCCCAGCCGACAUGUUGUCUGGCAGCACCUCCAGGACUGAGAUCCCUUUGGUUUCAGUAGCACUUACACCAGGGUCUGAUCCACCCCACGACAUCUCAAGCAAGUGUAAGUUACGCUUUUGUGGCCCAGGCUCUGGCAGCCAGCUCCGGGCAUGUUUCAUAGAAUAUCAGGGUUGGAAGGGACCUCAGGAGGUCAUCUAGUCCAACCCCCUGCUCAAAGCAGGGCCAAUCCCCAACUAAAUCAGCCCAGCCAGGGCUUUGUCAAGCUUGACCUUUCACUCCAUUACCGCUUAGCCCCGCUUCUUGAGCGGCUCGCCCCAGAUGGGUGACUCGCCCUGCUGACCCAGGCCUCGCCCCGGGAGGAGCUGCCUGGCCCAGACAGUGCAGAUCACUGCGGUAAUAAGGGCUCUAGUCUAGUGUUUCUCAGAUGCGGCCACCAGGGGCUUUUCUUGUGGCCACAGCAGGGAUCGGGGAGGGGGGGGCGCCGCAAAGCAUUGGCCCCACCUCCAAGGCUGUCAGUAGUGGUUGGGCUCUGCCCCCGUCUGGAGACACACAAGCUGGAGGAGCAGGCAGCCAGUGAGUUCCCCACCUUCCUGGGGGCAGCGGGGUCGGGCAUCAGCCCUUAAGUGUCGGGCUCCAGCCGUGGGGCUUCAGGCUUCAUUCCCUGGCUCUGCCAUGGCGGGCUCUGGCCCCGAGUUCAUCCUCUCCAUCACCCUGGCCCCCACUGCCUUCCCCUGAGCCCUAUCGUCCCUGGCCCCCGCGGUCUCCAUACCCACUUCCCCAUCCGGGCUUAAUUUGUCCCCAGGCUUGCCGGGACUGAGUCACUCUGCUGUGAGAAGUGAUACUUGUAUGUUGUUAGCACUUCUCACAGCAGACUGACUCUCUAGCAAGUCUAAAAAAAAAGCAACCCAAAAAGCAAAAGAAAGAAGAAGAAAAAAAAGACAAGAACGUGCAGAGCACCUUGUGUUUCUAUUCUGUUUAGGGCCAGUAAAGAAUAGAGACAACUGUACAUUAUUUUUAAUAUUGAGUCUGCAAAAAACCAGACAUAAAUGAAUCACACUGACCUGGA
Chelonia mydas (Green sea turtle) is the source of this 3109-nucleotide messenger RNA. Its product is annotated as zinc finger protein 436. The transcript is spliced from 7 exons. The record is from RefSeq and is a predicted model, not a curated record. The coding region runs from base 216 to 1844 and encodes 542 amino acids. Lineage: Eukaryota; Metazoa; Chordata; Testudines; Cheloniidae. Gene Ontology annotation, cellular component: nucleus. Gene Ontology annotation, molecular function: DNA-binding transcription factor activity, RNA polymerase II-specific; RNA polymerase II cis-regulatory region sequence-specific DNA binding. Gene Ontology annotation, biological process: central nervous system development; regulation of transcription by RNA polymerase II.